Messenger RNA from Psylliodes chrysocephalus, 1261 nucleotides. NCBI's taxonomy places the organism in Eukaryota, Metazoa, Arthropoda, Insecta, Coleoptera, Chrysomelidae. The record is from the annotation of a GenBank genome assembly.
CUUCAACGGCCGACGGCGACUUCCUCUUGUGUCACGGGGCAGAGCAACGAGUGACAGUUAGUGGGUUUUGCGUCUUUUUCGGCGAGAUGAAGUAUACUUGGCUGAUUCUGGCAUCGAGUUUAGUGCUGGUGCUGGCCGAGUUGGUACCGAACUCUAAAGCCGUACCUUAUAUUGAAGAUGAUGAAAGCUACCAACCCGCAGAAGAUGAUUAUACGGACAAUGCUAUUGACCGCUUACUCCAAUCUGCUCAGAAACGUUCCUCCUUAAUUUACCUUUUCAGACGAGCUUGCGUUAGAAGAGGAGGAAACUGCGACCAUCGACCCAACGACUGUUGCUACAACAGUUCUUGCCGAUGCAACUUAUGGGGAUCGAAUUGCAGAUGUCAACGCAUGGGUCUCUUCCAAAAGUGGGGUUAGACCUAAAUAAAAAGCCACCAGAAAUAAAUAUGUGAAAUUAAAACAGGAUCAUGUUAUCUAUAUUCCUUAAACUUUGGUUUUAAAUUCAGUUAGAUUUAAUUUUUAUAAUCCUGUUCUUGUUUCACAAAGGAUCUCUUAGUUAAGGAUCAGAAGUUUCAAAUAACUUCUCUAACUUCUAUUGUUUUUAAAAGGACUGAUUUUUGUAUAAAAGGGAAAACGUUUGAAACUUUUGGUCCAGACCACUGCGCGAAAUUGGUUAAUGAAUCUAUUUUAUUGAAAUUUCAGUCCCAUACUAGCUGAAAGGACCUGAGUUGUAACUCUUAAAAAAAAAAGGGUAUAUUAACAUUGCUUUCUCUAUAUUUUUAUAUUUACUUAGUGAUUUAUUUCAAGUUGUCAAUAUUAACAUCGAUUCGAUAAAAGAAGUGGUUGAAUUUUUCAAGGUAUAAAAGAAGUUUUUAGAAACCUAGUUUGUGAAGAUAAUUUGAUUACCUUUUUUAAAAAUAAAAAAAAUAGUAAAUUUGUCCUUAUUUUUUAUUACAUUAUUAAGUAAAUUUUUAAGAACCAAAAAAGAAUAUUCUAGGUUAAAUGACAGCUUCUUUUAUACCAAACAGUUAGCUGCAUACCCACUAAAGAUUUAUCCAGCCACAUCCUCAGUGGGUUUGCAUGUCUAAUUCAAUUUCUUUAGUAUUAGUCGUGUAAUUAUGUAUUUAUGUAUAGAUGUGAUAAUAUGGAAAUGAAACUUAUAUCAUUGAAUAGUAUAAAAAAACAUCUGAUAUUUAUAUAUGUGUGAAAAGGGUACAACAUUCACAAAUUCUGUCAAUAUUAAUUAAAUAUAUUAAUUGGCC